GUGCAGGGCCCGGCGGUGCAGAGGCCCCGGGCCCGCCAGCGCAACCAGGCCACUGGGGAGUGACUUCCACUCAGGAUCGCGGAAGGCGCAGGCCGUUGGCGCGUGGCAGUCGGCGUGGGCCUGGCGUCCCCGCGCGUUCGCGGCGCCCCGUGUCUCCGGCUGGGCGCAGGUGGGCCAGGCCGGGCGCCGCAGAUCGGCGCGUUCCCACGAAGGCUAGCCCUCGGAGCGAGGGGGAGGGACCAUCGGAAAGACGUGGAACGAUCCGCGCGGUGUCAUCCGCAGGGCCCAGGCCCCGCGCCACCGCCGCUGUCGUCGCCGCCGUCGCCGUCGCCGCCGCCGCCGCCGCUGGGGCUUUGCUGCGGGCAUCCACGCCGAGCCUCCGCGCAGCCCGGAGAUUAGCAUGACACUGGGUAGCCGUCCCGCUUCCGGCGGUGCCAGAGCGCAACGCGCUAGUCCCCGAGCCGCGAUGGCCCCGCGCGGGGGCCGAUCGCCGGGCUCCGCCGCCGCCGCGGCCCGGGAGUAGGAGUAUGCCUGCGGCGGGGGACCCACGCGUGUCGGCUCGCGCCCCCACCCUCCCGCGCCCCCGCCAGCCUCGGAAGGAGGAAGCUUGAAGCCGCGCCGCGGUCGCCAGCACCCAACGGGGCUCUUCCUGCGUUGUCGCAGCGGCGGUCCCCUCCCGGUGCUCCCGCGCGCCCCCCGUUCGAGCCUCUGGAAUGAAGACUGCCUCCCGAGGACUGAGAGAGAGAGAAGCAGAGGCAGCGGGUGCCGGGGACUGCGGGCCUCGCGGCUGGGAGGUCCGGGGAGGACGCGACUCGGACGCUGUCAUCCCCACGCCUGGCGCUGAAGCCUCCUAGUGCGGUUGGGGCUGCCGCCCACCGUUCAAGCUGCCGGGGCGUGCGAUCCCGGGUCGGCCCCCGGAGGCCUCGGCUUCCUCAUUCGUUUGGGUCUUUUGUGCUGUGGCGCACCGUUGGCUAAGCACUCCUGCGCUGAAUCGGGCCAUUGUCUGCGCUCCCAUUGCUUCCACGCUGCAAGUCUCGGCGCCCCCACCCCGGCCGCCCCCUCCCAGCCGCCGAGCCUCCCAACGUGCCUUCCCCCCCAGGAAUCUGGAAGCUGGAAGCCCGGCGGGUUGCAAAUGAAGUGGAAUGCAUUGUGGGACGAGUGUAAAAUCCGAGCCUUCUCCGUGGGGGUGUGGGGGGGCGUGGGGAGGGCCGGACCUGCCGCCGGCGGUGUAGACACCGACGAGAAGAGGGGUUGGGGGAAAAAUAAUGCGCGCAGAGUCCUCCCGGGUCGUGGCCUCGGUAGACGGAUGAAGCAGCGCGCUGCGCCCUGGCGCUGAGGCCCCACUCUCGGGGCACCAGGGUCGCCCUUUCCCCACCAUGAAGAAGACCCGGAGCACAACCUUGCGGCGAGCCUGGCCUAGCUCGGAUUUUUCGGACCGGGCCUCGGACCGCAUGAGGUCCCGCAGCGAGAAGGACUACCGCCUGCACAAGCGCUUCCCCGCGGCCUUCGCGCCCCAGGCUUCUAGGGGCUACAUGACAUCAGGUGAUGUGUCACCAAUCAGUAUGUCCCCCAUCAGUCAGUCUCAGUUUAUUCCACUCGGGGAGAUCCUUUGCUUGGCCAUCUCAGCAAUGAACUCUGCGAGAAAGCCUGUCACCCAGGAGGCGCUGAUGGAACACCUGACCACGUGUUUCCCAGGUGUUCCAACCCCAAGCCAAGAAAUUCUACGGCAUACCCUAAACACACUGGUACGGGAGAGGAAAAUCUAUCCGACUCCGGAUGGCUAUUUCAUUGUGACCCCACAGACUUAUUUCAUUACUCCUUCCCUCAUAAGAACUAACAGUAAGUGGUACCACUUGGACGAGAGGGUACCUGACAGGUCUCAGUGUACCUCUCCACAACCAGGAACCAUAACGCCCUCUGCCUCAGGCUGUGUCAGGGAAAGGACAUUACCCAGAAAGCACUGCGACUCUUGCCACUGCUGCCGAGAAGACGUGCACAGCAUGCAUGCCUCCACUCUGCAGAGGAAGCCCCCCAAGGACUGCAAAGACCCCUACUGCCCUCCUCCGCUCUGCCAGGUGCCACCCACUGAAAAAAGCAAAAGCACUAUAAACUUCUCCUAUAAGACGGAAACUCUCUCGAAACCUAAAGAUGGUGAAAAGCAGUCCAAAAAAUUCGGCCUCAAGUUAUUCCGGCUGAGUUUUAAAAAAGACAAGACCAAACAGCUGGCCAAUUUCUCUGCACAGUUUCCUCCCGAGGAGUGGCCUCUGCGAGACGAGGACACGCCCACGACUAUCCCCCGGGAAGUGGAGAUGGAGAUCAUCCGGCGUAUCAACCCAGACUUGACGGUGGAAAAUGUCAUGAGGCACACUGCACUGAUGAAGAAACUUGAAGAAGAAAAAGCUCACCGGAGCAAAGCCGGGUCCUCCGCCCACCACAGUGGAAGGAGUAAAAAGAGCCGGACUCACCGAAAGUCCCACGGGAAGUCUCGGUCACACAGCAAGACGCGAGUGUCCAAAGGAGAUCCUUCGGAUGGCUCGCAUCUGGAUAUCCCCGGUGAGAGGGAGUAUGAAUUUUGCGACCCUCUAACCAGGGCCCCCAGAGAGGGCUGCUUCAUCAUUGAACACAAAGGAGACAACUUCAUCAUGCACAGCAACACAAACGUGAUCGAGUCCCAUUUCCCCAUGACGCCAGAAUGGGAUGUGUCUGGCGAACUGGCCAAAAGGAGAACGGAGAUGCCCUUUCCCGAACCUUCCAGGGGAAGCUCCCACUCCAAAGUGCACCGAAGCCACAGCCAUACCCAGGACCGGAGGUCCAGGAACGAGAGGUCCAACAAGGCCAAGGAGAGAUCCAGGUCGAUGGAUAACUCCAAAGGCCCCCUGGGCGCUUCUUCACUCGGGACUCCGGAAGACCUGGCUGAAGGCUGCAGCCAAGAUGACCAGACACCCAGCCAGUCAUACAUUGACGACAGUACUUUAAGGCCUGCGCAAACGAUUGGUCAUCAAAGGGCUCAUAUUCCUUCUGCCAGCUAUAAAGAGGUGUGCAUUCCAGAAAUAGUUGGUGGUAGCAAGGAACCUUCUAGUGCUUGUAGCCUUUUGGAGCCAGGCAAAACCCCUGAGAGUAUGCCGUCCUAUGGGGAACUCAGCCCUUGUCCGGCAAAAACAGCUGUGGAUGACUACUUUCAGUGCAACACCUCGAGUGAGACUGUGCUCACCGCACCGUCCCCUUUAGGGAAGAAUAAGGAGGACCAUGACACUUUGACCUUGGUGGAGGGGGUAAAAAAGCUGUCUCCAGUUGAGAGGCAGACUCCCCAUUCUUCCAGGGAACCUGUCGGGCACAAGGAGGAGUCACCAAAAGGGCCAGGAGGGGGCCCUGCAGCCUCUGGUGGUGUGCCAGAGGGGUUGGCCAAUGGCCGUCUUGUCCAACAUCAUAGUGCAGAACCCAGCAGCCUGGACAAAAGGAAAGAAAUAUUCAGCAAGGACACACUGUUCAAACCUCUACACAGCACCCUGUCUGUGAAUAGCUAUCACAAGUCUAGCUUGUCCCUCCUCAAAUCUCACCCGAAGUCACCUGCUGACACACUGCCAGGCCGUUGUGAGAAACUGGAACCUUCCCUUGGGACAUCUGCAGCCCAAGCCAUGCCUCCGUCCCAGCGUCAACAGGACUCUGGAGGGAACCAGGAGGCCUCUUUUGACUAUUACAAUGUCUCUGACGAUGACGACUCCGAGGAGGGGGCCAACAAAAACACAGAGGAGGAGAAAAACAGAGAUGACGUGGGCACCAUGCAGUGGCUCCUGGAGAGGGAGAAGGAAAGAGACUUGCAGAGGAAGUUUGAGAAGAACCUCACCCUCCUCACCCCUAAAGAAACUGAUAGCAGCAGCAACCAGAGAGCCACCCACUCAGCCCGGCUGGACAGCAUGGACAGCAGCAGCAUCACUGUGGACAGUGGAUUCAACUCCCCACGGAAUUGAAAAAAAAAAUGUUUCUGCAGCUGUAGAGAUCACCAAUCUGGACUGCACUCGGGAGAGCCUGGCUUCCAACACAUCAAGCAUUGUUGAAAGCAACCGCCGUCAGAAUCCUGCUUUGAGUCCGGCCCAUGGCGGGGCUGGUCCAACCUUCAACUUCCGUGCCAGUACGGAUCCCCCGACCAGCGAAGCUGAGAAAUUACAGAAACCUUCCAACUGCUUGCAAGCUUCUGUUACUAGUGUAUGAUUGUCCUUCUGCCUCAGAUCUUCUGUCUCAUCCGAUACAGCAACGUUUACGAUGAUUGGGACUGAUGUUUACAUCUCUGCAAAGACAAACAUCUCAAGCACAGGUUGGGGGUUACUUGAGCUGUGCUGCUAAGUAGGCUAGGGCAAAAAAGAAAAAAUCUUCAUUUCGGAGUAUUGCUUUUCACAUGUAUGGCUCUGUAGCAACCGAAUAGCAGUAGGGAGAUACGUACACUUCCGCUUCACUAACUGUAUCUGAGCACACAUAGGAAAGUCUAAACACUGUAAGUGGAACAUGCAUUUUUCAAUGUCAUACAGUUGCCAAUUCCAUUCUGAAAUGCCACAGAGAUGUGUUGCUCCCGGCCAGCCUAUGGGGAAUGGGGCCAUGGAACUAAUCCUUGAUAGCCCCGCCCCCUCAAAAAAAAAAAAAGCCAAGCCGCUACAAAAUGUAAAUGUAGGGAUGUCCAUUGUGAAGAAAAUCAAUGCCAAACUGGGCAGAAGGGACCCCAGCCCUUUGUGUGUGAGUCCUUUAACGUACCAGUCAUUUUUCACUGUGAGUUUUCACGACACUCUCGCAGGAGCCCAUGGAAGUGGGUCAGAGGUCCCAAUGGAUGGAUGGAUGGAUGGAUGGAUGGAUGGAUGGCGUUAGGGUGUUUGUUUUCACUCUUUUCCAGCUCACUCAAUGCUUGUCUUGAGUUUUGUUUUGUUUUGUUUUGUUUUAACUUUCCCUAAUCACAAACAGGAAUAUAGGCCUUUGAAGUGGACAAAGGAAGGGAAAUGAAGUCUCAUGAGGGGCACAGCACUGAGUGUGUGGAUGACCAGGAGGGAUGAAUCAGAUACUGGAGCAGGAUGCCUUCCUCCUUAGGAUGCCUAAGAUGAGCGAGCUUACUAUACUAGAUGCAGUGAUUAGUUUGUUGGGAAGCAAAAUGUUCUUUAUGAUACAAAUGAAGAAUGUGGCCUGAGGGUGUUAUUCUUUCUAAUGGAAGGGACAUAAAUCUAUUUUAUGUAGUUUUAAAUAGAAUGCCUAAAUUAGGCUAUGGGAGAUGAUUUUUAGUGGUUGUAGGAAAGAAGAGCAAAUUUAGGAAGAGCUGAACUUCAGGCCUUUUAUCCCUGGGAAGAUAUCUAUAGAGACAACAUUUAAAGUAAUGUUUGAUUAGAAGUAUACAUGGGCCCAUGUAGUGAACAGCGGAAUGUCCUCAUUCCGCUAGUGUGGUAUAUACUCCUAAUUUGUACUCUCCUAAAAUGUAUCAGAAUGACAAUUAUGCAUUCAUGAACUAUGCCAGAGUAAUGUUUACAGAUACUUUGUAAUGAUUUCAGGAGGGUGUUUUUUUGGCGGGGGAGAAUCGUGUGGCAGUUCUUUUACAAUGAUUUCUCCAUGCUCUGCUUUGGUUUAUGACGUCAUGCUCAGUAUCAAAGGCUUUGCAGGAGGGGGACCACUAACCAUUACACUCCAGUCCUACAGGAAAGGCACUUUUCCAAAGUCUCUUUAUCUUAUUUUCUGAGAAGCAUUGCCUACAUCUGUAGGUAACGGAAAUCCAUCUGCACAAGGGUUAGGUCUGAACUGAGAAAAUGGUCAGAAAUGAAAUUAUAUUCAGUUUAGCAUCAGAUGAGCUUUGGAGCCAUAUACUAUAGUGAAUUCAUAAAUAAAUAAAUUAAAAUCAAUACAAAGUAUUUUCACUUAAGAUUUCAGUAAUGAGCCUAAGUUUGUGAGUUACUUCUUUGUCCGUGUCAGGCUUAAUCACUAGCAAUGUGUAUAAGGGAACACAAUCAUAUGAAGUUGUUGGAAACAUGUACACUCAUAUUUUCUCUGCUAUUUGGAAGUUGUGUUGGGUCAAACUGGGCUCCUUAAGUUUGGUAUAAAUUUCUUUUUUGUGCUUAUUGUAAUUAAGCUUAAGCACGAUUCUCAAUAUACUGCUACAUCCUUGAAAUGCUUAAGGCAAUUGGAUUUGAAUCUCAUACCUUACUUCCUCCCAGGCAUGCCUCAGUUUUCAGAAACACUUUGUUUAUCUCAUUACUUAAGUAUGUUCAGAAAGAGCAACCAUAUAUCUGGUAGACUACAUAGUCUGUUUGCUUAGGGAGCCAUAUACCAUACAAUUUCUAGAUCUGGUCUAAAUUAAUUCCCCCCCCCCCAAAAAAAAACCUGCUCUGAAAUUUUUGGCAUACUCAGUUCAUAAAUAAUAGGACCAUUAAAACAAUACAUUAGUCUCUGAUUGACCCUCUGAACAUAGCCAUUGAAAAAAUUGAAUGCUCUGUGAGCACGAGAGGACAUAAUUACAUUUAAAUGAAGCUUUAAAAUAUGAAUUUUUGAUAGUUCACAAUAAACAGGUUUACAGAAGGCAUUAUUCAAACAAAAUGUGUACACUAUUUGCCUAAUCAUUGUGGAGUACAUGAUUUAAAAAAAAAAUAAAUGAACCUCCCUAGACCAGCAGCCAUUUGCAUAGAAUGAUGGGCUUUAAAGAUGAUAUACCACAUAAACAGAAAUUCCGUGGAGAAACACUCUUGUCUGAAUCUAAUCUGGAUUCGUGAAUAGAGGAAACAUUGGUGGUGGGAAGCACAUGGCAGCUAGGAUACGCACAUGUGUCUAAGAUGGUCUCAUCAAAAUGGUGAGACUCUUGACUCUCACGGCCUUGGCUUGAGGCCCUCUCUGGGCUUUGCCAAUAUUAUUCUCCACUGGAACCAUAGCUUUGUGUUCCAGGACGGCAUGUCUAGUUUUAGAGUUUAUCAGCGGAAAGGUUUACAAAACUGAGUCUGGUUGAAUCUCUGUGAGGCAUUCAACUUAAAGGGUCAACACAUCUGUCGGCAUUUUGCACACUUAUGUAUUAUUAUGAUACAGCAUAUUACUUUAUGGUAAUUUUUAUUUUUACAUAUAACUACCUCCAUGAAUCUGAUGAAAUGGCAGCAGUGUGUUAAAGUGUGUUCUUCAGAAAAAAAAAAAAAAGGCAAUGUUUCGAACAUGCUUCAUCAGUAAGCCAUGGCUUUGCGUGUGUGUCAGUGACUUACCCAUUGGACUCAUGACUUUUUCGUUGCCAUGGUUUUCUUUCACAACAUCCUUUGGCUUCCAAUUGUAAGCCUGUUGUCCCCUUUCUCUCUCCCUUCUCCCCCAUGAAAGCACAUUUGAUUUGUUACAAAUGAAUGAACAUUUUAAAAUUACUGUCUUCCCCGCUUCUCCACUCCUGCUCUUAGAGAGAAAAAAAAAAAAAAAAAAGAGUCCUCUUUCACAAAGAGCCACUUGGUAAACAUUUGGGACGUUAUUAAUUCCUAUAUUGGAAUUAGAUUGCUAGGGAUGUUUUCCUCAGUAACAAAAGACAUGUGAGAAAUUUGGACUGGCAGCUUGGAAGCACUUUGGGUCUCUGCUUUUAUCAGAUGCUACCCCAUGGAGCCCAAACUUCCCUUUUACUAAAAGAACUGUGCCAUGCAUUUUGAGAUGUCUGCUAAGGAAUUUAUCUACCAUUUGAUAUAUUUUGCCCAUCUCAGGAGACCUUAAUGAGUGCAAGAAUAGGGUGUGUGCACACCCAAUAGGGAAAACCAAUAGGAAAGCGGAAAUGAGAGUAGCAGGGGAGAAAUAAGAAAUGCCCACAUUUUUGAUGUUGGAGAAUUCACAUUCAGGAAACACAAAUGGAAAGGGAAUGUGGAGGAGCAGUGAUUUGAACAUCAGCUGUUCCUAAAUGUUUCUUUUUGAAAACUCAACCCAUUUUACAAUGUACAUUCAAAUUCUAUUGCAGCCACCACCCAGACAGGAAUGGAGGUUCAUAGAAGAGCAUCCUUUCUCUUUUAGGUUAGCAUAGCUUUGUAAAGUUCUAUGUAGGAUUAACCACUUGUCACCACAAAGUGUACUUGAAGAUAAAGUUUGUAACUUCGGUGAUAGGCACAGUUCUCACAAAACCAUUUGGGAGGGGUAGCACUUUGAGCUUGCACUAACCACCAAUUGGUGAUGUUCUGCAGCUCAACUGGGGAUUUCAAAGUGCUUCCAAAGCAUUAGCUGGAGAGCUGCAGAGCAGGUCCUGUUUCUCAUACCUGUGCUUGACAGGAGCAAACAAAUGGAGUGACUCAAGAUCACCCAGAAACACAGUGGCAGCUCUCUCUCUCUCUCUCUCUCUCUCUCUCUCUCUCUCUCUCUCUCUCUCUCUCUCUCUCUCUCUCUCUCUCUCUCUCUCUCUCUCUCUCUCUCUCUCUGUGACCUAUUUUCUAUCUGUUUGAUAGGCCAUGGUGAGAAAUCACUAAAAUGCUAUUUUUAUGAUGUGUGCUAAUAAAGAAAACAAAUACAGCUUGACACCUUGUCCAUUUCAUUCAAAGAGGUAUGGGUGUUUGGAAUCUCAACACCUCAGCACCCCUUACUGGUAUUGAGUUAUGAAGUGGGAUAUGAACAAAUCCACAGCAAUGCCACUGUCAUCAAAGGCCAGUCCAGACAUCCACCUUUGUUUACAGUUUCUCAUUGGGUUCCUGUCAUUUCUGUGCUAAAACCCCAUCUUCAGGAACAUUGGCUGCUCCAGGCAGUGGACGGUGCUGAAACAGUUGUUUUUCUUUUCUUUUCUCUUCUUCUUCUUCUUCUUUUUUUUUUUUUAGUUUUUCCUUUAAAAUCUUUAACAAGCACUCUUCAUAGUGCUCAGCUACAUACCAUUCACUAAACUCUAUCAAGCCCUGCUUUGUAGGAUCUGGGAAGCUGAUCCAGUUCCAAGAGUUUUGUCAAAUUAUGAGAUAGAAGGUCUUUGACAUCUGCUUUCUCCUUUCCCACAGACCAGUCCCACACCCAACUAACUAGCAGUGUAGUGCAGACCACAGUAGACACAAGAAGAAGUGGUGCUUCCUUACCCUCCCCAAACCCCACCCAUUGUCAAAGCCAUCCAAUAAUAUCCUGUGAGCGAGGGACUCCUUGGCCCGUGUUUAAGGCUUGGGGAAAUUAGAAACAAGAAAAAUGAAUGCAAAAGCCAUGGGAGGCAUUGUUUUUCUUUAGGCUAGUUAAACAUGGCGGAAAAGGGAUUGCUAUUGUCUGAGCUUUGCCAAGAAAUACAAAAGAACCAGCUGUCACCUCAUCCUUCUCGAAGAAGGCUUUAUAGUAUUAAUGAUACAAGUGAUAUUUUCCCAUGGAGUUUUCCUUAGGACACAGUUCAUAAAUUAUACACAGGAGACAUUUUAUUAUUAGAUCUCAUGUGUUUGCGAAAGGUACUGACUUUUCCCUGAUUGAUGUCUGUCCCCUUGGCUUGCAUCAGCAACACAGAGGGGCUCCGUGGUGACAGCUUUCUAUGAUACAUACGCCUGUGUCUUUAUUAUUGUUCACAGGCUUAAUGGUUGCAAAAAUUUAGAUUUGGGCAAAGCUCCAGGGGAACUAAGUGGUCUUGUGAUUGUAUGCAGGCAGUCAGAGGCCUUUAAAUGGCUCAUUGUUGGCUUCACUUGUGAACAGGCGCACCCUUCUGACUAGGAAAAGGGUGUUUCCGAGUGAGGUACCAAUGGCUCUGGAAAGGCAGAAAUGGAAGGUUAGAGCCAGGCUGGUCCUUGUGCACCUGCCUACCUCCCUGUCCAAAGGCUGACCUUGGUACCCCCCGUUCCCCUACUCUUACCCCCAAAAGAGGUACCGAAUCUGAGACCUGAGCUUCCCUCCAAUCCCAGUCCUCUCCAGCUCCAGGACCUUCAUCCUAUAGAACAUUCUUGAAGCCCUGACUUCCUUCCCUCUGAGGGUUACCCCCUCUGCCUCCUUGCCCUCUCCGCCCCACACAAGUACCUAACUCCACCACCACUGUUUCCACGUUGGAAGAAGAGAAUACUGUGUAGCAUUGUGCACGCAUGCCAGUUAGGAAUAGAGCUGCCCUAGGGUCACCUUCAUGUAAGUGUCAACCGCUACAAAAGUCCUUAGAGCAGUGACAUCUAUACUCUGGAAGGGAAUUCAAGGGAUCAUGGCUCUGCAGGUGUCUUUCUCUGCGUGGCUGACUGUGACAAUUGCAUUAGGGUCAAUGAGCUAAGAAGUACACAUGGGAUUCACUAUGUUAGGAAGGAGUUUUGCAGCCAAGACUGCCUUGAAUAAAAAUGUUUUUGCACUGAAAAAAAAAAAAACUUUAAAUGACUUGGUCUCUGGUUGCUGUAAAGGUCAUCCAAGAUGGAUGUUCUGUUUAUAUUGUAUAGUAUUUCAUAAGAAAUAACUGCAGUUCAUGAAACGUCUUCCCUGAUUUCUAACAGCACAUUUGUAACAUGGUUUUUAUCGUGUCCGUGUACCAUAUUGUAAAUGAUGAUUCCUUGUCAUCCUUAGUAUAAUAAGUUAAAAGGAAAAAAAAAAGGACAGGGAUUUUUGUAAGUCUAUAUUUGAAAGUCCCUCCAUAUGGUAAUAUUGUGUUCAUGUUGUAUAUGUAGUGUUGUGUGAAAUAUCCAUUUUGGAUUGUGUUACUUUUUAAGAUAUUAAAUAACAUUUGGUUAUAUGUGUAA
Molecule: messenger RNA, 10616 nt
Organism: Mastomys coucha (southern multimammate mouse)
Lineage: Eukaryota; Metazoa; Chordata; Mammalia; Rodentia; Muridae
Gene: Stox2
Product: storkhead box 2
Exons: 5
Coding region: 1377-3968 (863 amino acids)
Biological process (GO): positive regulation of transcription by RNA polymerase II
Cellular component (GO): nucleus; cytoplasm
Molecular function (GO): DNA-binding transcription activator activity, RNA polymerase II-specific; RNA polymerase II transcription regulatory region sequence-specific DNA binding
Source: RefSeq, a predicted model, not a curated record